AUGGAACACCACCGAGACACCUUGGAGGAGGUGCAUAUGGUAGGGGCAGGUGGAAUGACGCGUGUGCAGAUCCUCUCCUUUCUCACCGAGAGUAUCAAGCUGCAGAUCUUUGACGCAAUGUGCAUGCUGGAGAUGGAGAGCCUCAAUCCCGAGAUCCUGACUAGGCAGCGGAUUGGCGAUGCGAUUCACACGACGGCCGAUAUGGACGCCGUUGCGAGUACGAUCCCCUGGGCAUGCACUGGUCUCAAGAUCCUGAAGUUGCUGUAUGCGGUCAUCGAGAGAGCCCAUCAGGAUAACGACGAGGAAGAGGAGCAGGAAGAAAGUUAG
This is a messenger RNA of Linnemannia hyalina, 327 nucleotides long. The record is from the annotation of a GenBank genome assembly. Lineage: Eukaryota; Fungi; Mortierellomycota; Mortierellomycetes; Mortierellales; Mortierellaceae.